AUGGAACGUCCUGCAAGAAAUGUUAUUCUUAAAUAUGUUGCUUUCUUUGAAGAGCACAUAAUGGUAUGCAUUUCACCUUUUGAACCCCAGCCUCAGCAUUUAUCGUAUAUUGGAAUAUAUGAUUGUUUGAUUGAAUCCAGGGAGAAUCUGUCAAAAUUAAAUAUGCCUUGAAAAUAAGAUAAAGCUUAGUUUCAAAAACCUUGUCAUAAAGAAUUCCUAGCUAUGAUAAUUGUUAAAUUUUUGCUAAUUGAGAAAUGCAACACUUUGAUUUACAGUUUGUGAGUGACAUAUUUGACAGGGGAACUUACAUACAUGAUUAUGGCUCUAAAAAGGAAACAGUUUACCUUGAUGAGACAAAAGGUAAAGGCUGCUGAGGUCAAUAUGCCUAACAACUUAAUUUUGGUACAUCACAUUAACUGUAGAUAGCUAUUAAUGAUUACACUGUCACACAGUGAACUACAAUUUUUCUCCAAUUUUUUCUCUUAAAUUGGGCUGUGACACAUGGAAUCUAAGUAUAGAAUUUCCAUCCACUUAAGUGAACUGUUUUGUCUUUAUUGUUUCUUCUUUGUUGUUUGUCCUGCAUUGGUGUUCGUAGUGGUGUUCACAUGAAAUAAUUUUUGAAAUUAAGUAAAUCUUGUGUCCAUUCUCCAAAAGAGCUUAAAGCCUUUUUGCUUAAACUUGAAGAGUGGUGGGAAAAAAAACAAAAUGAGGUGGAAACAGCAUUCCUUAAGCUAG
This is a messenger RNA of Pocillopora meandrina, 735 nucleotides long. NCBI's taxonomy places the organism in Eukaryota, Metazoa, Cnidaria, Anthozoa, Scleractinia, Pocilloporidae. The record is from the annotation of a GenBank genome assembly.